AUGAAAGUCGAAGUUCGCUCCGCUAUCACGUUCCUUACCGAGGUUCUUUUAAGAAACUCUAAAGUGAAUGAAGAACAAGCAAAUAAAUUCAAGGCAAUUCUAGAACAAUUAAUGAUCACGAAAUUUCAGAACCAUUGGCAUCCGAACAAGCCUUUGAAAGGAAACGCAUUUAGAUGCCUCAACAUCGACACAACCGCUAUCGACCCCGUUCUUCUAACAGCAACAGAAGCGAGCGGGAUUUCCCCGACAGUUUUGUUAGAUGUCUUCCCAGGAGGGCUCGCUUUAUGGGUAGAUCCCGGCGACGUGUCGUGUAGAAUUGGAAAAGGCUCGAUAUGUCCGCUUUACGGGGAACAAAAUACACAACAACAACAACAAAGUUUUACAAAGCCACAACGGCCGCUUCAGCAAUUCAACUUUGGCUAUCGUCAGUGUUCUUCGCAGUCAAAUUUCAAGCAGUCGCUUUUUCCGAAGAAUUCAAGCCAAAAGGAGAACUUUCAAAGGUACCAUUGGGUUAGCAAGGACUAUUCCAAAAGAACUACCGAAGUAUUUUAA
Messenger RNA from Porites evermanni, 552 nucleotides. Lineage: Eukaryota; Metazoa; Cnidaria; Anthozoa; Scleractinia; Poritidae. The record is from the annotation of a GenBank genome assembly.